UCCUGUCUGUGGGAUGGUGCAUACAAAAGAUCCCUUGCUGCUAAUCAAAAAGAGUAGCCCAUGAAAUGGUGACAGUGGGUUUCCUCUCUUUCCAAGGGUUUCCACCAAGGGUACAAUGACCUCAUCCACAGGGAUAUUUUUCCUUAAUAUGGUAUAUUAAUUUACAUUUGUUAGCAAAUGUAUAUUUCAUCUAAGUAAACACCUUGUUAUGUAGACACUAACAAUUAAAUAUGUAUAUGAUCGAUUAAACCAUUAUCUAAAUUAUCAGGGUAGUUUCCAAAUUAUAUGUAACUUUUUUCAAAUUAAAUAUGUGUGAAUAAUGUUACUGUAUCUUUACUAUCCAUGAUAGGAACAGUUCUAGGAAAAUGACACUUAAGAAUUUAAGAGGCUGGAUUUAAGAGUACCUUAACCACUGACGGUAAAAGAUCAUCCACCGAGGGUACUUUUCCCCUGAUAUGAUGAACCCUCGAACUUCCAUCUCUGCCCAAACAUGAAGAAACACUUAGCUAAAACCGCUGUACAAGACCUUUUUGAGGAGCAAGAGGAAACCUUUUACAAAACAGAGAUCCAGGAGCUGCAGCACCGCUACACUCUUGGAUUAUUUGGUUGUGAUUAACCGACCAAAAGCCAAUUACAAACAGUACUCUUAUGAAUCACUGGAAAAUGCAUAUGAAUCGGUGUGCAGUGAAGGAAUGCCAAUUAAAAAAGCAGCCGCAGUCUUUUCGGUGCCAUAUUCAACACUUCAUGAUCGUGUGAGUGGCAAGAUUCAGCUUCAAUGCACCAGGUCUGGACCAGAAGCAUUGUUGUCACAGGAAGAGGAGCAGACUUUAGUCCAGCAUAUUGAAUUCAUGUCAUCUGUCGGCUACGGCUAUACUCGUACGGAGGUCACAGGUAUUGCUACUGAUUUUGCAGUUUACAUCGGAAAGAAAGAGAAGGAAGGCAAAAACUUAUCUUUACAGUGGUUUUACAGUUUUAUGAAGAGAUGGCCUGAACUGAAAGUACAAAAACCGAGAUCUCUGGAAAUAAUGCGUGCAAAAGCGACAUCAGAGGAAACCGUAAAUAUCUAUUUCAAUGAAUUGGAAACCAUUCUGAAUAAAUACAAUCUGAAGAACAGUCCACAGUCAAUAUACAACAUCGAUGAAAAAGGCAUUGUUGAAAAUCACAAACCUCCAUCUGUUGUUUCUUCACGUUUUGAAGUACCAGUUGCAGUAACAUUAGGCAAAUCAAACACGACAACUGUUAUUGGGUGCGGCAAUGCUCUUGGGGUGGCCAUACCUCCAUAUUUUGUAUUUAAGGGACAAAGAAUGCACCAGGAGCUCCUUUCAGGCUGUACUGCAGGCACCGCAGGGACAGUCAGUGAAACAGGCUGGUCCAAUUCUGAAAUCUUUCAGAUGUACCUGAGUGAUCAUUUUACAAAAUAUGCUCCACCGGCAUCAUCUGAUCAACCUAUCUUGAUUUUGUAUGAUGGCCACAAGUCGCACAUAAAUAUCUCCUUGAUUCAGUGGGCACGGGAGAGGAACAUCAUAAUAUUUGUUUUGCCUGCUCACACUUCCCAUGUUCUUCAGCCCAUGGAUGUUGGAUGUUUUGGCCCAUUUGAAACAAUUUAUAGUGGAAUGAAGCAUACCUAUUUGCGGGAACAUGCAACUUCAGGAAUUGACAGGUAUUCCCUGUGUGAGAUUGCUUGUAAAGCAUACUGUUCUGCCUUAACACCUGUCAAUCUGCAAGCAUCUUUCAGGAAGACCGGCAUAUACCCUUUUAAUAGAAGUGUCCUGAAGCCAUCAAAUUUUCUCCCAGCAACAGUGUUCUCUUCAACUAAAAUAGCAAGACAACAAGAAUCUGGAACGGUCACCACUGAUGUUAGCCCCAGCCAAUGCAACAAAUUCUUCAGAAGUGCUGAAGAGGCUAUUACAAGAAAUGCAAGGCCAACAAAGAAAAGAAAAGUGCUCAGUGCCGUUGUUGGUGGGAAGGCCAUCACUGAAGAUGACAUUUUAGAAAACAUUCAAAAACACCAAGAACAACAGCAAAAGAAAAAGCCCUUGCCUAAAAGAAAACCAACAAAACCAAGACCUACUAACAACACCACAGAUUCACAAAUGCCAAGCACAUCGGGAGUUAGCAGUAGACCAAAAGCAAACCGACAUGUUGCUAAUGACUCUGACACAUCCGAUGAAGAACCUGAGGAUUCCAAUGACCUGUGCUGCAAAUGCAAACGUAUGCAGCCAGAGGAAUUCAGACACUGUGUCUCACUCUGCUUUGUGUCCUGGGCUCAGUGCACCCACCCAUCAUGCAAUCAUUGGGUUCACCUUAAAUUCUGUACCUCUGUUAGAGUAGUGAGGCGAAACUCCGAAUUUUGGUGCCCUUGUCACAUAGAACAAGAGGAGUAAACAUUCAUCUGUGAAAUGAACAUUAUGUAAAUACGUUGUCACUUAAAACUGUUUUUUGGUAUGAAAAGUAUUCAUUAUUUUCGGCAAGUUACAAAUAGUUUACGAUUUAUAAUACCGAAAGUACAAUUUGCGGUAACUUAUUGCACGGAGUAUAGGCCCUACGCUACUAUAAUAUGGACAAAAAUAGACAGCCAAUGAAAGUAUCGAAAACAUAUGACACUUGUCAAAAUAUGGCGGGAUCACCUGUACGACUUCCCGUCUUGUUUACCGGCGGACAACUUGGCAUUCAUAGGAGGUUAUCACUGUUUUUCAUCACUAACUAAUGUGACUUGACAAAGAUGUUGCCAAAAACUGCAACAUAAAAGAGGCAGAAGCGGAAGUGUAUCUUAGAAAUUGAUAAAGAUAUACAUCGGAUCGAAGUGGAGUCCGCAAAAGGACGCACGAUAAGAAAAGGAACACUUGAGGAGGAGAGGCAACGUGCGAGGCCAACAGCCAUGGAGACGUCGUCGGAAUCCGAAAAAGAUGAUAAACAAAAUUGAUAUGUAGUUCGAUAAUAAAUGUUACAAGUGUA
Messenger RNA from Gigantopelta aegis, 2955 nucleotides. RefSeq lists its product as uncharacterized. Gene Ontology annotation, molecular function: DNA binding. Bases 693 to 2384 code for a protein of 563 amino acids. The record is from RefSeq and is a predicted model, not a curated record. The transcript is spliced from 5 exons. Lineage: Eukaryota; Metazoa; Mollusca; Gastropoda; Neomphalida; Peltospiridae. Gene Ontology annotation, cellular component: nucleus.